AUGGGAGAACAAGUGAAGCUUUUCAAGACAUGGUCAAGCGCAUUUGGUCUAAGGAUUGUCUGGGCAUUGAAGCUCAAGGGCAUCCAAUAUGAAUCAAUAGAUGAAGACCUUACCAAUAAAAGCCCUUUAAUUCUUCAAUACAACCCUGUCUACAAAAAGAUUCCAGUGCUUGUGUACAAUGGAAGACCUAUUGUAGAGUCACUUAUAAUUCUUGAAUACAUUGAUGAGACAUGGAAGCAGAAUCCCUUACUGCCUGAAGAUCCUCACAAGAGAGCCACUGCUCGAUUCUGGGCGAAAUUUGGCGAUGACAAGGUCAUGUCGUCACUGUGGCAAAUAUUAACCGAGCAAGGAAAGGAGCGAGAAGAAGCUUUAGUUCAGGCCACUGAGAACCUGAAAUUCUUAGAGGAAGAACUAAAAGGAAAGAGAUUCUUUGGUGGAGAAAAGAUUGGAUUUCUCGAUAUUGCACUGGGUUGGCUUGCCAACCUGGUCCCUGUACUGGAAGAGAUACUUGGAUUUGAAGUGAUAGAUAAAGCAGGAUUUCCAUUUUUAUCAGAAUGGAUGCUAGAGUUUUCAAGUGUUCCUGCAAUUAAAGAAAACUUGCCUCUUCAUGACAAGAUGGUUGCCAAGUUUCGUGCCUACCUCGCAGCAGCACCUGACAAAUGA
Molecule: messenger RNA, 663 nt
Organism: Hevea brasiliensis (rubber tree)
Lineage: Eukaryota; Viridiplantae; Streptophyta; Magnoliopsida; Malpighiales; Euphorbiaceae
Product: probable glutathione S-transferase
Exons: 2
Coding region: 1-663 (220 amino acids)
Biological process (GO): glutathione metabolic process
Cellular component (GO): cytoplasm
Molecular function (GO): glutathione transferase activity
Source: RefSeq, a predicted model, not a curated record